AUGCCGACCGUUUUUAGCAAGAUUGACCCAAAAGAGCCUGAAUUCAGUGGCUCUAAAUCCGAUGCCGGCGAAUUUGCAUUGAGCCCAACUUCGUCGGAUCAGCUGAAGAAGCAUGAGACUGGGCUUUCUCGGUCCUCGACACCCUCAUUUGGAAGAUUUAUUGUGCCCAGAAGCGACAAAGAGCUUGGUUUGAGCAUGAUGAAUGGUCAGGUCCAAUUGGAAGUCUUGAACUGGAGGACUGGGGGUGCCAUAUUCGUCAUGAGCAACCAAGUUGACGGCGCUCCAAAAGGCGGGCUGAAUGUGACAGUCGACGAUUUUAUGAUCAAGAUGGAGUUCCGAAUUCCCAUCGGGUUCCCCGAUGGCAUGGUAGGCUUCAUGGCUGUCUUGCAGCAUGUCUUCUACAAACCAGAGAACCUGGGAAUCGUCGAAAUGAAGAUUGGCUGUGAAGCUGUCAAGCAGGAGGUGAACAAUGCCAAAGAACAACAAUGCCACGUCGGUUGGUGUACCCCCUGGGAAAAUGCUGGCUGCCGAGUGAGCUGGAUGAGGAAGAAGAAUGACUCGAUGAUCACGUACAAGUUUGUCAAUAUCAACAAGGUUGGUGCCGAUGAAGAGAUGAUUAUGACGGUGAAUGAACACCAUACAGUGUUCACAAAGAUCUCCUUCAAUGAUCCGAAUCUAUUUGGCAAAUGGCUGGCAAUGCCAGCACGAAUCUGGCUACGCACGCAAUGGGAGACGCGCAAUGCUGAAAGUGACUGCAAGAUGUUCAACAAGUUGUCCAAGUCCGUCGUAGCUUCCACGCCCGAGAAGGCGGAGUCGAAGCGCAAGAACAAGAAAAAAACCCAGCAGCCCAAGGAGCCAAAGCCCACAGGUACCAUCCCAGAUUCAGUGCCCGUGUCGGAGCGGCCAAAAACUCCCGAUGUUGCAAAGGAGUCUCAAGAAAUGACCAAGAGUGUCCAAUCUCUUACUAUCGACACCAAGAGCAAGAGCAAGAGCAAGAAGAAGAAGAAGAAGAAGAAGAAGAAGAAGAAGAAGAAGAAGAAGAAGAAGAAGAAGAAGAUCAAGCGCAAGUCUGGGGCUGCCGAUACUCAGGAACACGUCAAAGAGCACAACGAGCUCCCCUCCCAGACUGAAGCCGCGCCAGAAGUGCAAACGGACAUCGUAUGUCGAGAUGCCCGGGCUGAGCGGGAGUAUGGGACACCUUUUGAACAAUCAACAGCCCCUGCGUCUUUGUCGCCGAGCACUUCUCCUGUCUUGAGCUCCCCACAACCCACCUCGCCGUUUGGUACGGCCCGCACUCAUUUCUCCCCUCCCGUCUCCCUCCCAUCAAGUACUCCUUGCAGCUUUAUCACUGCUGCCGCUGCCGACAACAGCAACGACGCCGGCGAGGUGGAGGAUGCCACCACGGAGCAAGCCGAGCCAGGGGAAGACACCUCCCUGUGUCUCACUCCGCUGGAGGGGGAGAUGGAGGAUGAGUGUGUGUGGCCUGUGUCAGACUCCCAGGGCUAUCUUUCUGACCCCGAAACGUACGCCGACUGCCGCCGGGAAGUGUUGGAGGCUGAAACUCCCCACCCUGAGUCUAACGAUGCGGUCAGAUUGGGUCUUUUUGAGGGUCUCGAGAAGAUAGCCUCGCCGACUUCCCAACCAUCGCGCGCCCUUCUCCGGCGUACCUCAGACUUGUCCGAGCUUGCGACAGAGGCUGCCUUUGUUCGCCCCGUCCAGCCAACGGACGAAGCUCUGGACGAGUCUAGCCGCACUCGCCAGUCCGCGGUCUCCGACAAACAACAAGACCGAAAGCUGAGAGACCGCCAGCGGCGAAGGAGAAGGGCUGCUGCUCUCCAUCCCCGGAGGGUUCUGGAGUGGUAUGCAAAAAUAUACCCCCAUUUCCCAAUUGAUGGUUGGAAUAGUCCCACUAUGUCCACACCUGAGACUCUCGAGGAAGAGAAAUCUCCCACAGCAAUGCAGUCCGGCAGCGACGAGGCCCUUUUCAUGCAGGCUCACUGGAACCUCUUCCGAGCAACCACCCGCUGCUCCAAGGAUGGUUGUCCGAACCAGUGCAGCCCCAUGGAUGGAACCUCUGUCGUCUGCCCGGGAUGUGGACCAUUCUCCCUGGUCCGCUACUGCGGCAAGCAACACCUGUGGGAGGCUGUCAGCGACCACUGGAUAAGGUGCGGUACCCUUACGCUCCUCCACCCAGUCGCUGUCGAGCAUCUUCCAAAGGAGAUUCUUAUGGGUCCACCCAUGCUUCCCAACAUCCAACGAUGGGACGGGCCUGCUCGCCAUCGGCAGGCCCUGUGGUUCGCCUCGUCAAGAAAUCACGGAGAUUACUUUCUCUUUGACGAGGCAGCCGAACCCAUGGAUGUUGCGGAUCAACCAGCCAGCCACGAGUGGCUUGGAUGUUCAUCGCGGACCAAACUCUCCAUUUGGUUCGCAAGGCCCCAUGAAAAGGACCGCUUCCGCCGGGUCCUGGCGGUUUGCCUUUUCAUGGCGCCUGAACAUCCAGCCCUUGUGGGCUAUCUGUACCGCUUAGCGCGAGACUGGUUGAGGGGCUCCGGCCUCAGUGACAACUACGUGGACAGUGUGCUUGCCUCCCAGCUGUCACUCGAGAUGGGUCUCCCUUCAGACUUUUUCCGUUUCGAGCAGGCUGAGAGGCUGCACGCUUGUGAGACAGAGUGGUUUGGCGACCCAAGCCCCUGCUCGAACCCCCUCUGCAAAUCCGAUCGUCGCCCCGUGUUUCCCUAUGCAGGGAUGAGUGGUUUCAAGGAGCUCUGUGAUAUGCUGGAAGGUAACUUUUGGCUAUUGCGAGCACACCGUACCACUCACCCUGCGGUGGGGAACAUGGUGGAACGGGUCUGUGGUCGGGGUUUUGGGCGGGCCCCUCGGUUGGGGCGGGUUUAUCCCCGCGGCGACGGCUGGGAUGGCGCGGGAACGGGCCCAAUGUGGGUGGAGUUGCCCUGGGGUUUGGACCGGAGAUAG
Penicillium brevicompactum is the source of this 2973-nucleotide messenger RNA. RefSeq lists its product as uncharacterized. The record is from RefSeq and is a predicted model, not a curated record. The coding region runs from base 1 to 2973 and encodes 990 amino acids. Lineage: Eukaryota; Fungi; Ascomycota; Eurotiomycetes; Eurotiales; Aspergillaceae. The transcript is spliced from 5 exons.